Messenger RNA from Dictyostelium purpureum, 1717 nucleotides. RefSeq lists its product as uncharacterized. The transcript has 2 exons. The record is from RefSeq and is a predicted model, not a curated record. The coding region runs from base 13 to 1503 and encodes 496 amino acids. NCBI's taxonomy places the organism in Eukaryota, Evosea, Eumycetozoa, Dictyosteliales, Dictyosteliaceae. Gene Ontology annotation, cellular component: extracellular region.
GUAUAUAAUAAAAUGAAAAUACUAUUAACUUUAAUAAUUAUAUUUUCAAACUAUCUUUUUUCUAAAGGACAACCACCUGUUGAUGAUGGUAGAUUAAGACCUUUAGAGAUGAAUGUUGUGUUAAGAAAUUUUAAACCCGAUAGAUCACCAGAUUUUGGUAUCCCUUUAAAUAUGGGAGGUGUUGUUCCAGGCAUUAUGGCCCCCACUUUAGGAGAAAAUAAAAGACCACAGUAUUGCUGUGGCGAAAACCCAUUCCUUGCUCCUGAUGGAACUGUUUUGGUACAUAAUGAAGAAUCGUUUAAUCAAUGGUUUGAUUCUGAUGCCAAAUGUACCAAUUAUCUACUUACUUUCCCGCUAACUCUUGAUGCAUGGGAUGAUGAAGUUCAAAUUGGUGAUGCUGGGCCAUUUGCCCCAACUGCCGGUAUUGGUUUUGGCAACCCAGUUGAUUUUCCAGAAUAUGCAAGAGAUCCAUUCAAUCAAUACUAUUGCUUCGAACUUCAUUUGUCAACAGUUGCUACUGAUCCUGAUAUUGAUGUCUUCCGUUUCUCAGCAUAUAGCGAACUCUGGGUAUAUUUCAAUAAUAGUUUGGUUUUCGAUAGUGGUGGCGAUACACAAGGUUUCGGCGCUAGUGUUAAUUUCGAGUACAAAUCCAUUCCAACCCUCAAUUUUGAUGGUACAACUGUUUACCCAAUAGAUGUCUAUACCUGUCUAAGAUCUACAGAUAAUUUCCCAGAUGGAUCUCCACUUAACUUGCUUUCACAGGCAAAUCUUUUCUGUAGUUGGAUAGAUGCCAAUGGUGUAUGUAACGGAGAUAACAUUACUGCUCCAUGUAUCGAUGACCCACUAUCGUGUGUAACCAAAACACCAAUAUGCGGAAAUUGCAUAUCAGGACCAAGACAAUGUAACGGUGACCCAACCAUGUGCACCACACCAAAAUGUAUCGAAGGCCAAGGCUGUCAAAUGGUUGAUAUUGACUGCAGUGGCGAAGAUGUUUGUAUCGAAAACGUAUGUGAUGAACAAUUAGGUUGUAUUGGUAACCCUAUACCAAACUGCUAUUGUAACUCUACAACUUGUGUAACCACAGAUGAAUGUCUUCCACGUUCGUGUAUUGAUAAUCAAUGUAUUGCUAUUCCAGUUGACUGUUCUAUAUUUUUACCAAAUUGUGAAGAAUCAUUCUGUAACGCUGGUGAAUGUAUCUGUACAGUAAAUCCUGGCACCACCGAGGAUGUCACAUCUGAAGUUGUCACCACCGAUUUACCAACCAUUACAUCCACAAUAUCCGUUACAACCACAUCAGCCACCACCACAUCAGCUACCACUACUGGCUCCGAAACCAUAACAUCCACCGGCAUUACCACCCACUUCAGACCAGAAAACCACAUUUGCUCUGAUGACUCUUGCCCACAUAAAUACUGCUGUAUACAAUUAAAGAAGAGCUAUACCUGUGUUUCAAAAUAUUUUGAAGAUCAAUGUUCCCCACAAAUAUUAUCAGACUUCUUUUAAAAACAAGUAAAAUAUUUUUUAAUAAAAACCGCAAUAGUUUAAAUUGGAGAUGUUCCCUAUUGUUAAAAAUUAAUCAAUUAUUUAAAAAACAAAUGAUCAAUUAAAAUCAAAAAAAAUCAAAAUAAAGCAAAUUAUUAAAUCAAUAAAAAUAUAAUCAUAUUUUGCAAUUUUAUUUAAUUAAAUAAAAAUUAUUUUAAUAAUUGAUUUUUUUUUG